This is a messenger RNA of Lineus longissimus, 793 nucleotides long. RefSeq names its product protein cereblon-like. Bases 134 to 709 code for a protein of 191 amino acids. The transcript is spliced from 6 exons. Lineage: Eukaryota; Metazoa; Nemertea; Pilidiophora; Heteronemertea; Lineidae. The record is from RefSeq and is a predicted model, not a curated record.
GAAAUGAGCUAAACCAUCGUGACCUAUAGUUUAUUCGCAAUUGAAGAAGAGUGGAGGUUAUCUUUGAUUGACGUUACAAAUUGUAGCCGGUCGGUGGCAUUGCCUCGCCGAUAUUUAGGGGGUGGCAUAAGAAAUGGAAGAGCGCGCACUGGGUCAAGGCUGUUCCCAGGUCAUUCUAUCCCAGAAGUCAGUAUCCAACAUGUCAGCGCCCAUGCAAGAAAAAUUUCCGCUGUUCUCGAUCUAUUUUCUUCUAUUUUUCUACUUUUUUACAUGUCUAUGCACAGAAACAGAUGUUCACGAAGAAUUCCUGCUUUGUAGAACCUGUGGUCAUGAAGUAGCUGAUGGAGCACAUUUAACAUCAGUUCCAAGCCUCUUAGCUAUUCAUCAGAGAAACGACACAAUACUCGGACAACCUCAUGUCUUAAUACAACUCUUCAAAAAUCCCCAAGGUACAACAUUUGAGGUAGUGACUGUGAGUGACGGUGAUGUUAUCAAACAUGACCAGUCUUUUGAGGAGUAUACCUGGUUUCCUGGAUUCUCCUGGCAGAUAUUGAUUUGUCCAAGGUGUGCUGCACAUCUUGGAUGGUAUUUCAGUCCGUUGUCUGAAGAUUCCGAACAGAAAAGUUUCCUUGGCCUAAUCCUCCAAAAAUUAAUUCAUAAAUCAUUUGCCGAUUCCAUCCUCAUUACGCCAAAAUCUUUCAAGAGCUGAUGGCCGUUCUCCGGUGUCAUCUCCUGGUUGAGAAGUUUUACUAGUCUGGUGCUUGUGAAUAUUGUGGCUCAAGAUAUGUUUUGG